AUGGUAGCAUGGGGUAAAGAUACUGCGCGGCCUAACCUGCCCGCUGAGCGCGCUGUCAUCUUUAAUGCCUGUACUCUGUACUCCGUAUCACACAAUACGACGGCAACUUUCGCAGGAGAAUGCUGUGGGUUGGGCCACGCUCAUCCUUCUUCUUCGCGAAAAACUCCAUACAGAUACCCCAGAGACGCAGAGACGGCCGCCGCCCCCUCCACCCUCCCUUACCGCUGUGCCGUCCCACGACCCUCAACCCCGGACGCAGGAAAGAGGAGGGCUGCUGACCAACAACCCCGGUUCGAAAUCUCACACCGAGACGGGAGUCCCCGGAACCGGUCAGCGCUAUGGAGGAAGGAUGUCAUUCCCGCCCGCUCUCCCUUCCUCCCCAUGUGA
Messenger RNA from Colletotrichum tamarilloi, 387 nucleotides. RefSeq lists its product as uncharacterized. The record is from RefSeq and is a predicted model, not a curated record. Lineage: Eukaryota; Fungi; Ascomycota; Sordariomycetes; Glomerellales; Glomerellaceae. The transcript has a single exon. Bases 1 to 387 code for a protein of 128 amino acids.